AAAUAGUGGGAGAAGUUGAGGGUGUACAAUACUUUUUUCUCUACUGUAAGUCACUUUUCAUGUUAAAGCUGCAGUUUUAAGUCGACGAGCUGUCCUCAGGCAUUUGUGUUGAUUAACUGAGGAUUCAAAUCCAACAGAAAACCUGUUCUCAUGGACAUAGUAUCAGUCUUUGAAAAGGAUUCCACUUGUAGUAUAACAUAAUGUCAGACAUCCUUGCUGUAUUAUUACAGGAUACAGACAGGGAUUGUAAACAGGUAUGACACCGUGAUGAAAGCCCUUGCGUUGAUCCUUUGAAGUUUGACAGGAAAGCAUGUGAAGAUUAGCAAAGUGUACCUGUCUGUUGAGUGUUUGCUUUUAGAAUGACUUCUUAAUACUGUUUAAAUAUGUUGUGAAGGUUUCUUUUUGUUGGGCUUUUCAUACCUUUAUUUUAGAGACAAGACAGUGGAUAGUGUCAGAAAUAGGGGAGAGAAAGAGAGCGGGGAAUGACAUGCAGGGAAAGAAGCCACAGGUGGGAUUCGAACCCGGGCCGUCCGCUUGGAGGACUAUAGCCUCCCUACAUAGGGGCGCGCACACUAACCACUAGGUUUAGGUUAAAGCAGUAAUCCCACACUGCAUUUACAGUGUGCAGUAUUUCCUUACUGCAGUGACACAGCAGCGUAUGAAAGUGUCACUUCUACGAUCUCUGAGUCCUUUCUGUGAGAAACAGUCUCUUUAAGAGUGUCGAGACACAUUCUUCACUGUAACUUAAAUCUGCAGCAGGACGUUCCUCAAGUUGAACAGUUGUUGGAUAUGUGAGUCCUGGAGUAACAUUGUUAUCCGCUCAAGAGAGUAACAGGAGCUGAAGCCGUGUGAAUCUUCUGGUGUCAUCUUAAAUCAGUGCUGCUGUCACAGUCAUGAGCUCUGCUUCUCUGACUUGCUCUUUGACAAGUCCUCGGAAAGUGACGCUCAGAGUAGUUGGACCUUUUUACUACAGGAAUUUAGUUUAUUUUUUUGUCUUGUUCUAUUUUCGUUUUUAUUUUGUCACUAUCCCUUCAGCUUGAAAUGUUCUGUUUUGAAAAAUCGACUCGAGUUUCCCAGCCGUGAAUUCAGCCUUUCCUCAAAAGCACCACAUGUGAACGACGGCUGGUGGGGAAAUUAAUCAGUGAUGGAAGAAGCAGCGCUGCCAUGGCGAGACACUGUGAACGGGGAGAGACACAGGGACACAGAAAGCAGAGUGACAGAUGUUGUGGACGUGAUGACAGCAGCUGCAGAGACAAACCAACACCACCGGGGGUCGUCAGACAAAAACAAGUUCAACAGUAUCGGCUAUCAGAGGAGAACCAAGCAGAAGGUGGUGACUGACUUUGCCACAGUGAGUAAAGGAACAUCUGCAGGAGCCAAACCCAGAGCUGCACUCAGACAGGUCCUGUUCAAUCAGGGUGUGUCUGAGAAGAACCCGGCGUCUGAGGAGCGAGGUCAGCUGGAUGUGCUGAAGCAGGAUCUGGGGACCUACGCUGUGCCAGUCUGUCUGAAGUGGAGGUGGGAGGAGGAGAAUCAGGGAACAACACUGGAGAAGAGCUGGACAGAUAUAGUGCACUCUCAUUCAACAAUGUCUAAGAUGCAGAGACACCAGCAGGAGGCGCUGUGGGAGUUUGUUCACACCGAGCUCACCUACAUCAACAAGCUAAUUAUCAUCAGAGACUUGGUCAUUGCAGCUCUUGUCAACCUGCACCAGCAUGGAUUUCUCCUAGAGGUGACCCCUGAGCUGCUUUUCUCAAACAUCCCCUCUGUCAUCACUGCACACCAGCUCUUCUGGCAGGAGGUCAUCUAUCCCAUGUUACAGGAAGUCCGGAAGACAGGCAAGCCCUUUGACCCCAUGGGGUUAGAGGCUGGCUGCCUGCAGUUCCACGAGCGCUUCUCCUGCUAUCGACAUUACUGCUGGGAGGAGGAAAACAAUCUAGAGUUCACACGCAGGCUGAUGGAGAGCAGCCCUCACUUUCUCACUUACGUCCAGUGGGUGGAGACUCACCCUCAGUGUGAUCGGAUGCGUCUCGGGGACAUGCAGGCCAAACCCCAUCAGAGGAUCACAAAGUACCCUCUUCUACUGAAAGCCGUGCUGAAAACUACCCAUGAUCCUCAAGUGCAGCACAAACUUGUGGGCAUGAUAUCCUGUGUUAUCAGUUUCCUGGAGAGUAUCAACAACUACCUGAAGCAUAAAGAUGAGGAGCUCGCUCUCGUCAUCUCUGCUCAGAGGGUGGAGGGAUACGAGGUGGAAGGAAUCAAUGAAGAAAUAGACAAGCUAGUCCGUGAGAUCUCCCAGUUUGCCCUGACCUGCCCCAUCAGAGGAGUGGGUACGGAAGUGGUUCGUAAACUACUCCUGGAGGAGAACCUGAAGAUUCGGGGGAGAAAAGACAGCAAGCAGCUGGAGGUGGUGGCUCUGCUUUUCUCAGAUGUUCUUCUAAUGACCAAAGUCCAGAAGAAAGGAGAGCGGCUGAAGGUAGUACGACCCCCUCUGGCCCUUGACAGAACAUAUUGCUUACCAUUAAAAGAUGGCUGUUCUUUUGUUCUCGUGGAGGUAGGCGAGCUUCAGAGUGCUAUGAAUGUCUACAUAUUUGCAGCCAGCACCCCAGAGAGCUGUUCCAAAUGGGUCACCACCGUUCAGCAGGCAAAGGAAACACUGAGGAAACUGAGAGAAACAGAGUACAUCAGACAACUGGAAAAAUGGACACUCCAGAUGCUGGAGACCAAACCUGUUUCAGACGCUAAAAUGGAUUAUUUGGAGACCGACAAACAACCUCUUACACAACCAAAAGCAGGGACUUUUGUGGAAGAACUUAAUGAGGAACUUAUUAUGCCCACAUCAGAAAAUGGGAUGUUGGCGUCCAAAGAAGCAGAGGAACCGUAUGAAUCUCCUGAUAAUGUGGCCACAAACAGUACUGGUGUGCCUACUGUGCAAUCCCAGCCCUAUAAAAAUAACAAUACAUUUUCUCUUAAGGGCUUUGCUGGUCGGCAACAACCAGUCAAAGGAUAUGAAUGGAUUGAAUUGGGAGUAAGAGGAGAACAGUUUGGGAUGAAUCCAGAGGAGGAGGAGAAAAUUAUUGAAUCUGGGAUUACAAAGGAGAGAAGAGGGAACCAAAAGGUGCAAUCUCCUCCAAAUCUGGAUAAUUUGCAUCACAGUACUUCAGCUAACACAUCAAAAUACAACACAACAGGACCGCAUGUUCGCUUACUAGGUGAAUAUCCAGAUAUUGACUACCCAAUGGAUGAAGAAACUUCUUCACAACCGCGUUACCAACCGGCAGUUACCUGGGAGGGGACUGAGUCUUUCAGACAACCAGGAGAAGAAGGACUAGCUACAAGGAGAUACUCAGAUUCCCAGUCUGUCAAGCAGGACACAAGGAGGAAUUCCACUUUAAGUCAAACUGGAGAUUUGGAAACACCUCCAGGUGUCUGGGGUUUCUCCAAAAAUUUGAAGUCACCUGGCUUACGGAGGAGGAGGCCGGUCAGCAUACAUCAGGGCUCCUCUACUCAGAUGUCUAGGCACUUUUUCCAGGACUCAUCUAACAACUACUCUGACUCUGAGUACAACCGAAAUAUGAAGAGAAACUCCCUUUCUUCUGGCAAUAGCUCAGAUACACUGCGGGUGCUUAAACUGGGCUCCCUAAAGCCGAACCAGGGGAUGUUUUUGAACAUGCAUGAUAGAGACUCUCCAGACCCACAAACAUUUUCUGAACCUGAGCUGCCUGAAGUAAACUCCUAUGAAAAAAGGCCCAUAAUGAAAACCAAACGGAGUGCCUCCAUCCCUAACAUCAUCAUCGAAGGAAGCCAUGGACUCCGUCAUCAAUCCAGUCUAAACUCACUUCCCCUUGCAGAAGAUGCACAGCUCCCACUCUCACCCCGAAACGAACAAGCCUCGCCCCUGGAGGAUCUUCUGGAAAGAGCCAAAGUUAGAGUAAGGGAAAAAGAUGGAUUAAAAAGAAACAGAUAUUUGAAAGUGUCUCAUUUGAGGUCAAGGAAUCCUCCUUCUCCUUCAUAUUCCACCACACCGUCACCACCACCCAGUGAUGGCGAUAGGGACACAGAGUGGGAGGAGGAGGUGGAGCUGAUGAGACACAGAGCUCCCACAGUGAGUCAGGGAUGGAAAGAGCAACUGGUGGACGGGGAUGACGAUGAUAAGAGAUACAGUGUUAUCUUCACGGAUGGUGUCAAUGUGGACUGGUCAGGUUGGUGCUUCGAUGACGAUGAGGUCAUGGAUAAUUUACAACCCGGAGCUGAGGGGCUUCUUGAGGGCAUCCGCCGAUCUUUGACAUUAUGGGAUCCUCAUGAACCAUCAGAGCAAGAUGUCGGGGAGGUCAUCCAGAUGUAACACUCACUGCACUACAGAGUCCUGAAGCCACUAAGUGGGUUAUAAACUAGACUUCUAAACAACAACCUAAAGUUCAGUCCAUGAACGUGAAAUACAGGCGGGCGGCACAAGGACAGCAAGUGAUUUUAUUUCAUGAGUAUCUGAAGCACACAAAAAUGUUAAAUGACCAUCUUGCCAUCAAACUUUCAUCCUGGACUUGUAGCCUAUAAUAAUGAUUGUGAUCAAUGAUGAUUGUUUUUAUUGUACUAUGAUUUGUUGUCAGUGUUUUCUGUAAAUAUAGUGAAAAAAUAUUUUUAUAGAAUGUCUGUAUAUUAUUUAUAUCUGUAUGUAUUUCACCCUCUAGUUGACCUGAGAGCUUUGAUUGUAUAUAAUGGAAAAAAAUAAAACAACUUUAUUU
Labrus mixtus (cuckoo wrasse) is the source of this 4742-nucleotide messenger RNA. RefSeq names its product pleckstrin homology domain containing, family G (with RhoGef domain) member 6 (gene plekhg6). The record is from RefSeq and is a predicted model, not a curated record. Lineage: Eukaryota; Metazoa; Chordata; Actinopteri; Labriformes; Labridae. Gene Ontology annotation, cellular component: endocytic vesicle; plasma membrane; axon. The coding region runs from base 1145 to 4345 and encodes 1066 amino acids. Gene Ontology annotation, biological process: Rho protein signal transduction; endothelial cell migration. Gene Ontology annotation, molecular function: guanyl-nucleotide exchange factor activity. The transcript is spliced from 15 exons.